AGACACUAGUGUUUGUGUCGAGGACGUAUCGUCGUGACAUGUUGUUUUCUUGUAUGCUUUUCCUUCUGAUGAAGGAUCACAAAAAAUUCGAACAAGGUGUGCAAUAUGUGCGUUCCCUCCUGAUCUCUCCCAUCUGAAGCAGUUCGGCCGUAGUUGGCGCCCUCAGCAGAACAGCGCUUCGUAGUAGUACGAGCCGGUUUAUUACUGGACGCGACUGCUGCACUUGAAAUACACCAGAACCCAGCUAAAGAACAAGGACGGACGUCAUGAAUUCAACUUCUUCCUCGACCCGCGUGGCGCCCAUGGGCAACUACCUUCCGCCCCAACCCACAUCACAGCACCACAACCAAAAUGUCGAGCAGAACACCCGUAGUACGAGUACCCUCCGUCUUUUCGGGCGGAAAAUCACGAUCGAGAAAGUUUUCAACAAGGGUUUUAUCCGUAUGGGGAAGGAGAGGUCCGCUCUACGGGAUAGCAGAAAGGGCUAUGUUUCCGUCACAGAUUCCUGGUAUUUCUUACUGCUAGAUUCCACCUGGCGCCGCAUGGUGAUCUACGUGGUUUUCUUCUACGUCCUCUGCGGUUUCGUCUUCACCUGCAUCUCCCUGCCCUUCAUAUGGCCUCCUCAGCUGUUACGUUCUCAACUGUUACGUAGCGAGGUGCUGUCUUUUGAUCAUUUUAACUAGCUAUGCCGAGCGGUAGCUAAAAUCAUUAAUUUUUUUAAUUAAAAUUGCGUUUUUUGAAAUCGCGGCGGAGGGCUGGAUCCACGGAGCGGCAAGGCGGAAAUCCGGAACCUGCAGCUGCAAUAUGGAUUGCAAAAUCCCGCAGCCACAAACAGCCAGCCUUCCGGGGGACCUUCCUUCUGCGGGUGGUUGCCAGUUAUCAGCUCCAAAGUCCCGCCUCCAGCAUGACAAAUCUCCAGAUCCCAGACCCCAGGAGGAGGUCUCUGUGACUAUUAGAAUUCAUGCAUCAGACGCGGAGAUUUGUCAUGCUGGAGGCGGGAUUUUGCAAUCCAUAUUGCAGCUGCAGGUUCCGGAUUUCCGCCUUGCCGCUCCGUGGAUCCAGCCCUCCGCCGCGAUUUCAAAAAACACAAUUUUAAUUAAAAAAAUUAAUGAUUUUAGCUACCGCUCGGUAUAGCUAGUUAAAAUGAUCAAAAAACAGCACCUCGCUACGUAACAGUUGAGAACGUAACAGCUGAGGAGGCCAUACUUCACGGAACGAAUUUUAAACUCCACCACCUACAAAAACGAACACGUCUCCGAGCGGGAGACGGCGUUAGUGUUUUCCGUGACGCACGUGGUCACCAUGGGCUACGGGCAAUUUUUUCCCUACGACAAGGAAACGGAGCGACCGGACCUGGGGCUGUUUUUCCUCGCCAGCAGCCAGCAGUUCUGCGGGGUCAUCAUCAACGUUUUGGUUUUUACCAUUGUUGUGACGAAACUGCAACACCCCAUGCCCUAUGAACUGCCAAUAUGUCUGGGUCUCGACGGAUGCAGGGUUUGUCAUGCUUGUCUGGCAUGACAGAGAAACUUGUGAUGCGUGUGCAAGAAGAGACCCUUUUGGUUUUGCUUGUCAUGCAAAAACGAAGCACGUCAUGCCGCAUGACAUGCGGAAAGCGCAACACUAUAGCCGCGCAUAUAUUUCUCAUGCUCUGCUGUGCGUUACAGGGUAUUGACUGUUCACGCCCCAGCAUUACAAGUUCCAGACCCACCAGACAUAUUUGCAUUGCAUAUGCCCGCGAUCGUGUUUGCGAAAAACGCUUUGGUGAUAUCAACUGCAAAUAUGUCAGUCUGGGUGUGGAAGGAUGCGAACUUGUGAUGCGCAUUUCACAACACAGACCAAUCUCUCAUGCAUAGGCAGCAAAAGGUGCCCCUUUCCUGUCACCAAGAAGGGGGGAUUUGUCAUGCGGAUUAAGCAAUGCGGAACCUUCUGUCUCGAAAUCUGUGAUGCUAGGGCUUCCAUGACAUACAUUUUGUGUCAUGCAAAAACAGCAUGACAAAAAUCUGCAUUCUUCCAGACCAAGACACUUUAACAUUUGAUAGGUGACAACGCGGAACAACUUGCCGGUCUUACUCUUCCGCAUCGGGAACCUUCGUUGCAACCACAUCUACAUGCCGACGGUCCGGGUGUCCAUGCUGAAGAUCGAGCAUAUGGCGCUCUCAACUGCUACAUUACGAACUACGAACUUCUGUCGUCUGGACACCAUUGGAAAAAAAUGUUUUGAUGUUUUGAAAGAAUUGGGAUUGAAGAUUUUCAAAAACCUUUUCCAGUAGCGCACUACUACACGACUUGGAGGACUACAUGAUGAGGGUCCAGCAAAAAAAAUUGUUUGUCCUUUUUCCGAUGUACGCUACGUAUGCAAGACGAAAAUGCUGCCCCACGGUCUAUGCGUGAGGGCGGCCUGCAC
Amoebophrya sp. A120 is the source of this 2404-nucleotide messenger RNA. The record is from the annotation of a GenBank genome assembly. Lineage: Eukaryota; Dinophyceae; Syndiniales; Amoebophryaceae.